AAGGAGACUUGUUAAUUUUGCGAUAGAACGAUUUGUGCCUCAAGAAGUAAUUUUUACACAAGAAUUCGAAUAUUUAUGGGUGAAAGUAUAUAAAUAUUUAUGUAAAGUGGAGAAUAAAAAGACUGAUUAAUUAAGGAACUAAUUUCUUUUUGAUUGGAGAAGACAAAGUAAUUAUUGUGAAAUACUUUUCAAGUUUUUUUGAAAAAUUUUGAGUCCAGGAUUUUUUAAGGUGUGAUAAAAUAAUCUGGAAGAAGAAGAGAACAAUUAAGUAGAAGACACGUUUUAUUUUCAAGGAUCGUCACGGUUGGUGGAGGGAUGCGCCCCCAUCCUUUGUGAGGUGGUCCAGCAUGAGUGAGCAAGGCGGUGGGGCACUAUCACCCCACAACCACCACCACGCCAACUACACCAACAACGCCUUCGCCUCCAAAGUGAACGGUGGGGGCGGCGGGGGUGUGACCACUGGCAGCAGCUCCUCCAGUACCGGCGGCGGUGGGGGAGGUGACAUCCAUCUCACCGAACUCUCCUCGUCCACGGCGCCCAACGGGCAUCACACGACGCACUUGACGCUUCUCAAAUCCGCUCCAGCGUCCAGUUCGCCAACCUCGAAUAACUCUAACUCCUCCGGCCUUCCUUCCCUCUUCACCUUUGGCGAGGGUGAGGGGCUUGGGUCCCGCUUAUCCGACGCCUUUUCCGAAAUCCGUUACGCCGAGUUGACCCACUGGGACUUGAACUUAUCGACAUAUCCGGGCGAAAUAAUCGGAGGUGGAGGUCCCUCCCUCACCGCCCGACUUAUCGACUCCCGCUCCCUCGACUCCACGGACCCUUACCGCCCCUGGGAAAAACCCGACCAAACCUCCUCCUCCACCACGACCCACCAGUCACCCACUUCCUCCACGUCGGCAUCCACCGUCCCCCCCUCGUCGACUCACCCCGCCCCCUCCGCCACCCCGGAGAACGGAAUCUCCUCCACCAACAACAACUCCUCCCCGUCCGACAAAAGCCCCACGACCUUGACCCCGCUGACCAACGUGUUCCCCGCGUUUGGCGACUCCUUUUCCUCCCAAAAGCUCACCCUGCCCUCGUUCCAGUCACAAUUUAACCCCUUCCUCGACCCCCCAACGACCACGAGCACGAUGCUGCUCUCCGACUCUUCCUCGACCCCGACGACCACCGCGACAUCCUCGUUGCCGUCUUUCCACACCCUCCCGGCCAACCGAGCCCCCACGGGAAACGGGCAUCACACCCUCCUCUACCAGCACCACCAAGGGAAUCCAGUCCCCCACCAGUUUUUAGAUGAUGGGCGGGGCGGUCACAUUCAGAUCUUUUCCCCGGGACAGGUCCAAUUUGGUCAGCUUAUUUCGGCUCCUCCCCAGCAGCAGCACCCGCACCAACAGCAGCAGCAGCAAGCCCUACAAUCUCCGCAUCAUAAUCCGAUGGUGAAUGGGGGUGGUGGGGGACCGACGAAUGGGCACGGACAUCACCAGCAGCAGCAGCAACAGAUACAGAUUCAGCAACAGCAGCAACAUCACUUUGCCCCGAAUGGUGGGGGAGGGGGUGGAGGAAACGUGACGUUUUCGACGCUCCAGCCGCAUCAGCAUCAUCACCUUCAGCACCAUCAGGGAGGCACGAUUCAGCUCCAAGAGUUGGUCGGGGUGCCGCACUUGUUGCAUAUUACGAAUGGGAAGGGGGGACAUAAUGGGGGAACGACGGAUGGGCUCAUUUUGCAUCAGCAUCAUGGCGGACAUGAAGGGCAGCAGCAUCACGGAGGACCCCCACCACCCCCGCCGCAUAUCAAUAUCAACAUGCCAAAGUAUCUGCAUGGCGCGGGGAUUUUGCCGGGUAACGAGCACCUCCACCCGAUCGAAACCCACCUUAUCGCCGUGAACCCGAACAUGCUUCACAACCACGGCUCUGGUCAGCUCCACCUGCACCAAGGCGGUCACCAGCUCAACCUCAACAAUGGCCACGUCGUGGGUGGUCAACAACACAGCCCGCUCGUCAAACUGGAGCAGAACCAGUGUUCCCCGGGCACGAAUAAUAAUGGGAAUGGCGUCAUGCUAAAUGGCAUUACAACCACCCCGAAACGUGUCGUGAACCGGAAGCGCAAAAACGGUGGACCUGCUUCUUCCUCCUCCGCGGGUGGGACGACGUCGUCCUCCUCCGCCCCCAUGGAACACCAAGGGCUCAACAUUAUCCAUCCGAACGACCACCUCGACCCUCAAGUCAGCUCAGUUUCUUCCACCGAUUCGGACUACCACAAUCCGCACAGGAGGCUGGGAAACCCGGGGAAUGGGAACGGGGGGAUGAACGGUGGUGGUGGCGGGAUGAAUGGAGGGGGCGGGCAUCACAACCCGCACAAUGGUGGUGGUGGUCUUCACGGGAUGGGAGGCGGUGGUGGCGGCGGGAUGGACAUCGAGUCAGGUCUCGACAAGCCGGUCAAGAAGAAGAGGAAGCGUUGCGGAGAGUGCACGGGGUGUCAGAGGAAGGACAAUUGUGGAGAUUGUGCACCCUGCAGAAAUGAUAAGAGCCACCAAAUCUGUAAAAUGCGGAGAUGUGACAAACUCACGGAAAAGAAGACGCCGAAAGUGAAGCUGAAACAGCAGCACUGACAUAAGGAGAAAGUUCUGGAGCUGGAUGAUGACACGACGCGAACGACGAUGGGAGAACAUGACGACGUUAACAAUACUUUAAAUUUUAACCAGCACCACGACGACACGACGCAGUCCUGGAGCAUGAACAUGGACAACCUGCACGAAGACGACGUCCACGUGGGGCUCGACGACUGGAUGAGAUUAGAACUCGACGUUUAGACCAAAACUUACAUAAGGAACGACGACGAUCAAAAGCAUCAUCGCCACUCCACAACUUUCUCUUUACACAAAAAUAUAGAAAUUCUAAAAUAUUUUAAAAUAUGUAUUUUAAUACUCUAUUUAAGAAUAAAAAAGAUAGUGGAGAUUGUGAAGUGUGUCUGUAAUUUAGGAUUUGAGUCUGUAAAAAUGUACAGAGUCAAAAUUUACAGUACGUCAAUUAAUCUAGAUAUGAAACAAAUUUUGUGUUUAGGUUAAGUAUUAUUCGGUUGGCAAAAAAUGUGCAAAUCUACAAUCCAGAUAUAAAUAUCUAAUAUAUGUAUUGUAAAUUUUUAUCCCAUCCAAAAAUCUAUACAACAAUAUCUGGAUUGUAGAUUUGUACAUUUUUGUAUAAUAAUUAAUCCACACAAUCAAAACCAGGCUAAUCUCGAGAUUAAUAAAUAUGUUGUAAAUUUUGACCCAAGCCAUAUUUUUACCGCUUCUGGUAGAAACGCAGAAACCGGAAAAAAAUUCAAAUCAAAAAUUACAGACACGCCUAGAAUUAUUAUCUCAUAAUUUUUGUUACGAAAUCUCUCUUUCCAAAUUUUUGUACCCCGUAAGAAAACGACUGUUUAUUAUUUUCCUACACACACACUAGUUAAGCCUUGUGCCGUUUCUUUACUUUAAUAAUUCCAAUGAGAGAAAUCUCUCAUCUCGAGUGUUAAACAUCCCGUAUUUUCGAGGGAUCUGGGAAUCUUCACGCCUUGUCAAACAAACAAAACCCACCUUUUUUACUUCACUCGACAACACAAAAAAAGUUUGGGAUCCGUUUUAUUUCAUAUUUUUAUACACACGAAGGAAGAAAUAUAAUGCUCACCACGAACAUAAAAAUUAUUGAUACUUCACACAUCACAAAAAUUUAUAAUUUUAUGAAAAUAUCAGUAUUUCAAAUUCUCAAGAAUUUACUAUAAUAACCUUUAUUUUAAUAAAAUUAAUGAUGAAUAUGUAAUUAAAUAAUUAUUAAGGAAAAAAUUAACCUGCAAAAACUGAAUGUCGUGUCUUGUCUUGUCCGUAAAAAAAUUCAUGUUUCAAUUCAAUCUAAUCUUUAAGUAGGUCCGAGUUGUCCAGCUUCAUCAGAUUUUGUGUGCUAAUUAGUUGAAAAAAGAGCGCAAGAAAUGAAUUGUUGCUUAUUUGUCGUGUAGAAUAAUUAGGUUUGGAAUUUUUGAAAUUAUUUUAGAAAAUAUUUAGCUAACUAAAAGUUAAGAUUGUAGCUUUACGUAACACAAAAAUUUGUACUGUAGCUUUAUUUAUAAUACAAAAUAUUUACAUGCAUAACCAACCCGUUGAUUUAUACAUAGAUAAAAAAGUGUAUUUUUAGGAGAAUUGUACCAAAUAUUUCUUCCUUGCUUGUAUAUUUUUAAGACAAAUAUUUCUACGUACGACGAACCACAAGAACCAAAUGAAUAGUCAAAUUGUUUAGUAUUAUUUUGUAAAAAUAAGUCAGAAAUUUUGAAAAUUUAUGAUAACUUUUCAAAACCGCAGACCGAAAAUAUUACGAUUUUGAUAACUUUCCGUAAUAUUUCACGUUAAUUUCGAUCUCUAUUUAUAAAUCUCUUUAUGUAUGUAAAUUGCUACAAAAAUAAUACGCUGCUGACAAAAAAAGUCAUCCUCAAGAAAGAUAAAAAACUUGAAUGCCAAAAAAACCUCUAAAUACAUAAAUUUCAAAAAAAACUUAUCAAGAAAACGAGAAAUAUUUACAAAAUGAAAUUAAAGCUUUUAUCAGAAUAAUUAACUAGAUUAAUAAGAAAAAAACUACAGAGAAUAAUAUCACAAAAAACCACUCAAAAAAUUCCGAAAUCCAGGGAAUGAAAAUAUAAGACUUUCUCUCAAUACCUUAAAAAACUACAUAAUUGUGAACUUAAACUUUUGUACCAAACGGUUUAAUACGAAAUUCUAUUAAAUGUGUAGAAAUUAUUGGGGAGAAAGUAUUAUUUAUUUAGCUAAAUGAAAACAAAGAAGUGUAAUUUUGUACGGGAUGAGUAAGUAAACGUAGAAAAAUGGGAUUGAUUUACUCACGAGAUAAUAAGAAAUAAUGUGUAUUUACAUAUUUACACCGGUUUAAAAAAUAUAUUUUAGUCAUAGACGGCAAAUUAUGAUGUGGUUUAUACACGGUUAAUAAUUUGAUAAAAAAAAUUGUCACCGAUUUUCUACAUAUUCAUCAACUCGGAAGACUAACCUGUAUCAAAUCACUUAAUUUAAACAUACUUUUUAAUAGUACAUUUCGACCUGGAACUGUGACAGAUUGUAAAUUACAUUACUUGCAUUGAGCCAAUUGUUUGAAAAGUAUCCUUGAAAGUUAUAUAAUUACUUUUUAAUACUAUUUAGUUUCUUGCGGGUUUGUUAAGUACAUUUUUUGCGCUGCAAAGCAAGAAAAGCAAGAAAUACGGGGUGCAAGAAACUGGGAGAAAGCGCCUUGCGUUUCUCACAGAUCAAAAUACCUGCAAAAAACCACUUCCGUUUCUUUCUUUAAGUGGUUACCUUCACCUUAAAAACACUGCUGUUUAAAUUAAUUACCACCCAGGAAUGAAUUUCUUUGCAGACGGUGAUAAAAUUUUAGGUGACAAUUUUUUAUCGGGUUAUUUUCCGUGUAUAUUUACCACAAAAUAUUGUGUAUUUUAAAACCGUGAAAGUUUUAUACCCAGUUUUUUGUACCAUAUAAAUAUAUUAAUUAUUUUGGUAAUUUUAAACACUACCAAAAAUUGACUAUUUUAUACCGUUAUUUACUUAAGUUUAAGUGGUAGUAGUAGGUAUAUUUAGUAAUGGUAGUAAUUAAGUAAAUAUCCGUAUUUUUUUCGUAUACCGUGUCCUUGUCCGUUAAUUUAAUAAGUAUUACAAUUUAUGAAAAGGGAGAGAGAAGGUUCUGUUUUUGUCAUACAAAUAUUAAAUACUUUGUAUUUACAUAUGUAUCACGUGUAUUAUUUUUAAGAGGUUGAUUUCUUUUGUAUCGAGAUAAGUAAGUGUCGAGGAGAUGAGAUAAGUAAGAAAAUUGAAAAAUAAAUAAAGCCAAAAAAUUUA
This is a messenger RNA of Folsomia candida, 5861 nucleotides long. RefSeq names its product developmental regulatory protein wetA. Gene Ontology annotation, molecular function: methyl-CpG binding; zinc ion binding. The record is from RefSeq and is a predicted model, not a curated record. Gene Ontology annotation, cellular component: nucleus. The coding region runs from base 348 to 2609 and encodes 753 amino acids. Lineage: Eukaryota; Metazoa; Arthropoda; Collembola; Entomobryomorpha; Isotomidae. The transcript is spliced from 7 exons.